UUGUAUAAAUAAUAAUUUUUAUAUUUAAUUUUAAUCUAAUAUUUAAAAUUAUCACAUUAAUUACAUUAAAUUUUGAUAAUAAACCAUUGGACUUAAACGAGGCAUAGAAAAGGGGAACAAACUUCUCCUCUUUCCAAUCCCUCCCUUUUCUUCCUUUUUCAUCAGAUGAUAUGCAAAUAAACACAAAAAUUUAGCUCUCGAAUUCAAAGCGAGAUAUCACGUUGUUUUUCUCAAAAUUUAUAACUAGAUUUCUAAAAAAUAGACGAUGCAAUCCACCGAAAAUAUUAUUGAAACUUUGGAAAGACCAGAUGAUUCAACCCUUGAUACGCUAAAAAAAAUUCCCAUUUACGAAAAUUGGCCGCCUUCCAAACAUCUCUCUCACGCUCCCAGCCAUAUGCCAGAAAAUAAUUCUAGAGCUGAAAACGGUAAAACUCGAAAUAAUAAAGACCCUCCAGAAAGUGAUAAUACCUUGGGAAGCUUAACAUUAAGAGAUAUAACAAAUAGUUAUAACGUUUCCACUAAAGAUUGCCCAAUACCAGAGCUGAAGUCUAGAAGAAUUAGCCAAAAUUAUUCUAACCUAUCUCAAUUCGUGAAAAAAACGCUAGGCCAAAGCGUGUUCAACUACGGCAAACCCGAUGACAAGGACAACGGAAACAACCACGAUGACGAUUUCAUAGUUUUAUGUAAGGACUCUCACGCCAUCUCCCCCAUACGGGCUCGCGAGUUGCGCAGUGCUGCAAGCGCGAUGAAUAAAACCAGCCCGGCUCAUUUCAAAUCCGGUGACUGCAAGAACGAAAUGGUAGUAUUUCCCCAUUUCCCAGAAAAAAAUUCCAACCCCCAUCGGCGGGUAGUUAAUGUUGAGGAGACAAAUCCAGAUCAAAAUGCAGGAUAUACCGAUUACGAAUGCGACAGUGAAGGCCGAGAAAAAUACCUGAUUACUUCACUCGAUUCGUGGGGUGAUUUCACAUCUUCUCCUCAAAAGUUUCAGGAAAUGAUUGGAUCUCCGAUUACCAAUAAAGAUAACAUCCUGAGAAUCAAGAAUGCUUCUCCUAACCAACAAGACGAGCAACAAAAAUCUGACAGUACUACAACUAUGAGUAAUUCCAUAUGGGACAAUAAAUUCGGAAAACGAUUUUCGGCCCUCUUACCCAAGGACACUACCCGAAUCAAAAGUUUUAUUGAAUACAUAGGAGACGGCAUCAAUAAAUCCAUCAAUAUGAAUGUUGCAGGGCAGACUCUAAUAUUUCCUCUACGCCAUCACGUUCCCAACCGUAAAAGUAUGAGCACUCACGAGAUUAAAGUAAAUUUCGGCAUAGAGGAUAACGGAAAUUUUAUCGACCGUAAAAACGUCGACAAAAAUAAUGCGUCCAAAGACUCAUUAUAUUCUAACGAUAUUCAACUUAACGAAAAGUCAUCUAAUCAUAAUUCUGAUACGGAUGCCAGCUGGCAAACCGAUUGGGAGGAGGAAGAAGAUAGGAACGAAGGCCACGAUGAGGCCCCCUUCAACCAAAAUCAACGACCGAAUAAGAAACGCGUAAGAAAUACCGCGAAAUUUGAAGCUCGAGUUACAAAUAUCGAUACAAUCGGUGGGAAGGUGGAUGAUCAUUCUGAUAGGGUGAUCAAUGGUUUAGAGCUCGAACGCGAGAACGAUGAUUCUCUCCAAACAAAGAACGGCGGUAAAAAUACGACGAAAUCUGAAAGCCCGGGCAGGGCAACAUUUGCCCAUUCUCAAAACCCUUCUAACUACUCCGUUAGACUCAAGAGCGAUAAAAGCAAUUUGAGCAAUUUCUUCUCGUCCCUGACUUUGAGAUCCAAAAAUCCAGGAAGGAUGAAUAAUGGCGAUAUGCACGAAAACCCGGAAUCUAUCAAUAUCAAAAGUUCCAAAAGAAAAUACCUGAACCAAGAAUUGAUAGCCUUGUUCGAGAACAAGGUAACAAAUUUUUCUUCUAAUGCUAAGACACCCUCCCAAGAAAGCGACAUAAAAAAUUCUGGCUCGAUGAUGACUCCAGGAACUAAAAUGGAGUCCUUCAAAAUUCCUGAUUCAACCGACAACGCUAGAAAUUUAUUAAACACCCCAUCCAUCAUUCCACAUGAAGGCAUCUACGACACGCGAAUGGCGCAGUCUUCCAUAUAUUCCGAUUACAUAUGUUUAAACGAUUCGAAAAAUAAUGUAGCACAUAACAACACCCGUGACACCAAGAUUAAAUCCAAAUCAUUUUUCGAGGCUUUCAUAGCUAAGAAAUCCGCUAAAAAGAUGGAUAAUUUAACCCUUCAAACCAAUCACCAUUCCUUCGAUAAUUUCGAAGACAAGUUCAAUUUCAAGCCUCUGCGGCAUCACUCAUCGAUUUCUAAUAUAAACAAUAAUAUGAUUGGUCACAAUAAAGAAUAUAACCACGUGACUCAUUGCACCUUCGCCCAUCGUUACCGAAAAAACCCGAAUAAAGUUGUUCGCGAUAACGUGUCGAAUUCAAUAUGCGAUAUCAACACCCAUUUUUUCACGCCGAAUUCCCUGAAUCUCGAUAUGAUAGCCCGAAGUAAAAUAAACGGGUAUAGUAAGUUGAGCCGAGCCCAAAGCGCUAAUUGUUUAGAUGAUGACGCUAAGCCGGCGCUGCCCGAUUCGACCCAAUUGAAAUCUCUCCAUCUUAAGAAUCUCGCCAAACCGGAAACUCCUAGCAUCAUAUCUCCAGUGCGUGGUAGUUUUAAUUUUAUCGAUAGUACCACCAAAAAUGACGAAUACACGAUGACCGGUCAACCCAAAUAUCAGCUGUUUAUGUCUCCCCCGUAUUACGAAAAUUAUGAACAGUUCCGCGAUUAUAUAAUCGAAAAUUAUCAACGUCUAAAUGAUCCUGCUCUCCAUGACGGUUCCCAUCGACAACUACGAAAAUGUCGCCAAAACAGAUCACGUGUCUUAUUAUCAAUCUUCGCCAUUGGCCAAUCCGACAACAAACGAUGGUUCCAACUUCGAAAGCGGCGAUAAAAGCGAUAGGUUUAAAAAGGAAGACGAUUUUACGGUAGCGAAGGAGAAGGACUGCACUAGACGGGCCCAAAAAAUGCAACAAUAUUAUGAGCCAAAUAGUCUCAACGAUUCCGUCGAAAAGCGCCAAAAAAAUUAUGAGCGUCC
Molecule: messenger RNA, 3121 nt
Organism: Gordionus sp. m RMFG-2023
Lineage: Eukaryota; Metazoa; Nematomorpha; Gordioida; Chordodea; Parachordodidae
Product: probable serine/threonine-protein kinase DDB_G0276461
Exons: 7
Coding region: 266-2977 (903 amino acids)
Biological process (GO): activation of GTPase activity
Molecular function (GO): guanyl-nucleotide exchange factor activity
Source: RefSeq, a predicted model, not a curated record